Anguilla rostrata (American eel) is the source of this 3274-nucleotide messenger RNA. Its product is annotated as zinc finger protein 239-like. Gene Ontology annotation, biological process: regulation of gene expression. The coding region runs from base 454 to 1539 and encodes 361 amino acids. Lineage: Eukaryota; Metazoa; Chordata; Actinopteri; Anguilliformes; Anguillidae. The transcript is spliced from 2 exons. The record is from RefSeq and is a predicted model, not a curated record. Gene Ontology annotation, cellular component: nucleus.
UAGAUGGGCGUGUCAUACUCAGCGAAUUCUUCACUGUACGAUUCUGUUAAGGUUAAGUAAAAACAAGCGUGCGUGUAAGACAAAGCGCUACAGUGGACCGAAACCCGCUAGCAAAUCAUUUUUUCUUGUAUUGGGAACAGCAUUGUUUUAGAUAUUUAAAAAAAUAACGCUAAUACAGUGUAAACCCGUAAUACACGGUCAUGCCGUUUUGAUUGGGAACGUGCAAAAGAAUAACGCUCAUUUCAGACGUACGUCGUUACAAUUGUUUACAAUUUAUAAUUUUGCUACAAACACUGUAUUGCUUUUGACAAUAGCUGACGAUGUUCGUGGGGAGGUGCCUAGCGGAAGUUAUUGGCUGUGUUCAAAAUGGCGAUAUAAUUGUGAUGAAUGAACGGUUAAUACUUCAAACUCUGAAGUACCACAUUUCCCAUUGCCACUAGAGGGGUUUUAGUAAUGGAAUCUGUUGCAUUUGAUGAAGAUUCAUCUGAAGAAAGGGUAUUGCCUGAUGGAGCCGAAGUACCUGAGCUGGACCCUGCGGACCAGUCGGAGGAUUCUGAACUUGGGGACCGGUUUAUUCAGGAACGCGACUGUGAAAAUCUGCACAUUGUUGUGAAGGAGGAGGAAGAGGAAUGGGAGCUGGGUUUAAUGAACGAGGAGCGCAGCCCAUCUCAGUUGGAGGACUGCACAUCGGGCGGAGAGGGGGACACUUUACCCUCAGCAACUGUAACAGUUCUGGGUCCCAAACGACGAAGUGCUAGACACAGGAAAGAGAAACCUCUGCAGAAGUGUGCCGAAUGUGGUAAGUGUUUCAAAUUCAAGUGCCUCCUCAAGCAGCAUCGGCGAAUUCACACGGGUGAGAAGCCAUACUCUUGCAACGAGUGUGGUAGGAAUUUCGGGAACCUCACCAGCCUUCGCAUGCACUGGCUGGAUCACAAGGGAGAGAAACCCUUCCUUUGUCAGCAGUGUGGAAAAUCCUACAAACAGCGGUCCCACUUACUGGACCACCAGCGCGUUCACACUGGAGAAAAGCCGUAUCACUGUGCUGACUGCGGGAAGACAUUCAGAAGACAGCAGUACUUGAAACGGCACCAGCACACUCACACGGGCCUGAAACCCUAUGCCUGCAAGGUGUGCUCCAAGACUUUUGGCUGGAUGGAGAGCAUGAUAAAGCAUCUGCAGUCUCACUCGGGUAAAAAGCCCUUCCAGUGCAGCCAGUGUGGGAACAAGUUCACGGAAAAGAGAAACCUGCGGACCCACCUGCUGCUGCACACCGGCGAGAAGCCCCACACCUGCAGCUUCUGCGGUAAGAGGUUCAGUGUCGUGAGCCACCUCCGCAGGCACGAGAACAUUCACAAAGGCGAGAAGCCUUAUCGGUGCGACGUGUGCGAGAGGAGCUUCAACCAGCUUGGCAACCUGAAGGCCCACAAGAGAGUUCACACAGGGGAGAAGCCAUUCCACUGCGAGCACUGUGAGAAGAGCUUCACCCACCGGGUCAGCCUCAAGAACCACCAAAAGUACCACUCUGCCAAAAAACCCUAGCGCAGCUAAACCUUGAGGUGAACCACCUGACCGGCUGGAAAAUUCGCAGGGCGCUACAUUCAUCUCAGCAGAACGUCAUUAAUCCAGGGUCGCUCAAGAACAUGUGACUGUACUUAAACUGACACUUAUCUGCAAUGGAGGUCACUGUGAGAAAGGAAGGGUCAGAGGUUUCCAUCAAAGACCUUAGAACAAAGGCUGCUGAUUAAGGGACUGAAGUUUACUUUAAAAAAUGAGCUACGGUCAAAGGGCUUUGGUCCUUUGGGUAGAUAGAUUUGCUUGACUGAAGAGGGGAUUCACUAACACGUGAAUUAAGUAUUACCUGGCUGCAUGCCCUGUGUUGUAUGGCUGAUAUACUGAAUUAAAAAAAAAAGUUAAUUGCAAAGUUUUAGGUCAUGGAGAAAUAGGCUUAGAAUUUAUUUUUUACCAGUUUAUUUUUUCCCACAGAUCUUAAAACAAAUGCUACACUAUGUGACUAAUACAACAAUCAUUAUGUACAUGUUUAGGUUAUACUCAGAUAGCAGCAUGGUAGUUAAAUGGCAAUGUUUAUAGUGUUACAAAUUGGAUGUAGACCAGGUCUGUGCAAUUACAUAUUUGGAAUUGCACUUCUGAAGUUUUAAUUAAUUUAUGAAAUACAAUGAAUGUGCAUAUAGCUUUCAUACAAACAGCCAAAGCUAGCUUUUUAUGUAUGGAAGUAUGCUGUAAACAUUAUAGUUAUGUACCAGAAAUAUUCAUACACAUUUGAUUAAUUUGUCAAAAUUCUGAAACCUUGUUCAUUUCAAUUUGAUAACUUUGGUCUGUGCAUAGCACAGAAGAAUCAUAUGAAUCCUAAGCAGUAGUAUACAUGUGAAUGAUAUUGAUCAUUAGAUGGGGGGCCUGGAGUAUUUGUUCAUUCUUAUUUAAAUGUAUUCUGGCUUAAUAUCAAAGCACCACUGGAAUAACCUGUUUUGACAGAGGUCAAAUUUAAGUGUUGUUUUGACAUUGCCUCUAAGUAAAAACAGUAAAAUAUAAUCUGUGGUAUAUUCUGAUGUACCAUGAAUGUUUUUUUUUUAUUAUUCAAUCUUUUUUCUCAUUUGCAUUCCAUUUUGUUUUCACCCUAAAGGUCACUCUUGGACCCUCUUCAUUCAUCAAAAGUUUUUUUUUUUUUUUUUGCUGCUACGUAUUACAGCACAUUUACUUCAGUGUAAAUGACUCUGCCAGCCAUUCAGAUUCUGGAAAUUAUUGAAUCAUAUGUGUGUAAUAACAGAGACAAGUGUUUAAAUAAAUAAAGAAGUCUUAAAUGGGGUCUGAAAUGUAGAAACAGUGCCUAAAAUAUACACAAUGAAUUAAACAUUCUAAUCUCUGAUUAUAUACAUUAACUUGUCAAGCACAAAGAUGAAAGCAACAUGCAUUGUAUUCUGAAGGAUGUACUGUAUUUGACUGUCAAAAAAUAGCACCUGUUCUAGCUUUAAAUACAUUCAAAUCUCCACAUACUUGGGUCAGAAGUAUUAUUCUUCUGUGUUGCCAAUUAAAAAAUUAUCAUUGUGGGCUUAGAACUCACACAUAAGUAAAAAUUCUGAUUGAAUCUCCCUACAGCCGAUUGAACGUAAUAGAGAGCAAGCAGAGUUGUUUGAAUGUCACAAAGUCACUGUACCCGCUUCUUAUCUUUCAGGUGAUUGGAUGAAAAAGGAGGUAGAUAAAGGCAAGUGGUUAAUAUGUUAAGUGUGUGCAAAGACUGUUAUCAAUGGAAUCUUUUUCA